Molecule: messenger RNA, 1062 nt
Organism: Insectozyma verbasci
Lineage: Eukaryota; Fungi; Ascomycota; Pichiomycetes; Serinales; Debaryomycetaceae
Source: the annotation of a GenBank genome assembly
AUGAAUGAUUUAUCUCUAGUUAUAAGUAUAAGUAAACCAAUUUCACAACUAUCUAUAAUAGAUAAUGAUGAGGAUUCAGAUAUUGAAAUGGAUGGUGAUAAAAUUAACAAUAAUAAUGAUUUAAAUUUAAAUCGACGGGCAAUUGUAACGCCUGGAGAAUUAAUUACUGAAGAUCCAAUUUGGAUGAAAGGUCAUGGAACUUAUUUUCUUAAUAAUAAAACAUAUUCAUCAGUUGCAGGAAAUAUAUCGAGAGUUAAUAGAUUAUUAUCAGUUAAACCAUUAAGAGGAAAAUAUCAACCAGAAACUGGAGAUCACGUUAUCGGAAGAAUAACAGAAGUUUCAAAUAAAAGAUGGAAGGUUGAUAUAGGUACAAAACAAGAUGCAAUAUUAAUGUUAGGAUCUGUUAAUUUACCAGGAGGAAUUUUACGUAGAAAAUCAGAAAGUGACGAAUUACAAAUGAGAAAUUUUCUUAAAGAAGGAGAUUUAUUAAAUUGUGAAAUUCAAACUAUAUUUAACAAUGGUAUUGCAAGUUUACAUACAAGAUCAUUAAAAUAUGGAAAAUUAAAAAAUGGUAUAUUUAUGAAAAUUCCAAGUUCAUUAAUUAUUAAAUCAAAGAAUCAUUCAUAUGAUUUACCAGGUAGUGUUUCAAUAAUAUUAGGUAUAAAUGGAUAUAUAUGGUUGUAUAAAUCAAAGCAACAGGAAGAAAAUUCAACGACAGUAGUUAAUCAACAAGCAUCAAAAUUACAAGGAAGUUUAAACAAUAAUAAAGAUUAUCAAAUUGGAACAGGAUCUGUAUCAAUAACAAGAUUAGAAGAAGAAAGUUCGUGGGAAAUUUAUAGUGAUAUAAAUGAAGAAAUUAAUAAUAAUAUUAGAAACAAUAUAUCAAGAUAUUAUAAUGUUAUAAAAGCAUUAAGUUUUGGAGAAAUUGGAAUAACAGAACAAAGAAUAAUAUUGGGAUAUGAAUCAAGUUUAUCAUUUGAAAAUGUAGGUAAAUUAAUUGAAAGAGAAAGCAUGGAACAAAUAUGUCAAGAAGUAUUAAAUAAUGAAAGAAUGAGAGGUUAA